AUGUCUACGUUAGACUACGCUUUUCGGGCAAAGAAUAUUCGAAAUAAGCCUCAGAUCAAUUCCUCAAUUUCCAAAAAAGCGCUACUGCGAGAAUUCACAACUGAGAUUGAGAAAUUGCGAAGUGAUCUAAUAGCGACGAGACAGAGAAAUGGGGUUUACCUUUCGGCUGAAAACUACGAGGAAAUGACUGUGGAAAGCGAAUCUCGCCGCAUUCUUAGUGAAGAACAACGGGCGAAGAUCGAGACAAUGGAGAUCAACUUGAAAACUAAAGUUCAAGAAUACCUCGCUUUGACUAGCAACUUCAACGAGAUGAAAAAGAAGAAUGAGUCAACACGGUCAACGUUAGACCAGACAAAAUCUCUUCUAGAACAGACCGAAUUGAUUUUGAGUAAGGCUCAGAAGGACCUAGAAGAAGAGACAUUGUUGCGCCGGGCGCAUCAAGUGACCGAACGGAAACUCCAUGAUAUCGGCUCGAACCUACUCUCGGUUAUUGACCAAUCUGUAACAGACGUUUCUGGGUUGCAUUCUAAGCUUAGGAGGCGGUCAGUUCUGCACAAACAGAAUAAGAAUGCCUGGGAAGAUUGCACUGCCAGGGUUCUGGACGUCACAAAAUCAGUUGAUGGCAGGAUGACGCUACUUCAUUCCCAGCAUUCGACUCUCAUUAAAGGGCUUACUGCUCGGGUGGAGGCCUUUGUAAGAGGUGAACUAGAGGCCCUGAAAAAGAGUCGUGCACUUUUUACGGAAACAGAGACCUCUCUUUCAAAAUUUGAAGAAGACUCCAGAAGUCAAAAUUACAAGAAUCGAGAUACUAUGAAUGAAGUUCUGGAGGAAAUAAAGACAUUGAGGGAAGAUGUGCAAGGUAAAGUUGGGGAAGGAUUGAAUGGACUUUCUUCUGCAGCGGCGAGGAUCUCUGGGGAAGUGAUACAGGAACUUCAGCAAUUCGAUUCCGAGGUAGGUUUUGCACACCAUAAGAAACAGAAGUAA
This is a messenger RNA of Trichophyton rubrum CBS 118892, 984 nucleotides long. RefSeq lists its product as uncharacterized. Lineage: Eukaryota; Fungi; Ascomycota; Eurotiomycetes; Onygenales; Arthrodermataceae. The coding region runs from base 1 to 984 and encodes 327 amino acids. Gene Ontology annotation, molecular function: ATP binding; microtubule binding; plus-end-directed microtubule motor activity. The transcript has a single exon. Gene Ontology annotation, cellular component: spindle microtubule; nucleus. Gene Ontology annotation, biological process: microtubule-based movement; mitotic spindle assembly. The record is from RefSeq and is a predicted model, not a curated record.